AUGGGGCCCAGGAGCCACCGCCUCAGCCUCGGCUUCUCUGUCUCCAGCCUGGGCCUUCUGUUUCUGUUCUCACCACUUCCAGGGUGCUUGGGAGCCGAGGGCAGGCUGGCUCACAAGCUGUUCCGUGACCUCUUCGCCAACUACACAAGUGCUCUGAGACCUGUGGCGGACACAGACCAGGCUCUGAACGUGACCCUGGAGGUGACAUUGUCCCAGAUCAUCGACAUGGAUGAGCGGAACCAGGUGCUGACCCUGUACCUGUGGAUCCGACAGGAGUGGACAGAUGCCUACCUACGAUGGGACCCUGAUGCCUAUGGUGGCCUGGAUGCUAUCCGCAUCCCCAGCAGUCUCGUGUGGCGACCAGACAUCGUACUCUAUAACAAGGCGGACGCGCAGCCGCCGGCCUCCGCCAGCACCAACGUGGUCGUGCGGCACGACGGCGCCGUGCGCUGGGACGCGCCGGCCAUCACGCGCAGCUCGUGCCGCGUGGACGUGUCCGCCUUCCCGUUCGACGCGCAGCGCUGCGGCCUGACGUUCGGCUCCUGGACGCACGGGGGGCACCAGCUGGACGUGCGGCCGCGCGGCGCCGCCGCCGGCCUGGCCGACUUCGUGGAGAACGUGGAGUGGCGCGUGCUGGGCAUGCCGGCGCGGCGGCGCGUGCUCACCUACGGCUGCUGCUCCGAGCCCUACCCCGACGUGACCUUCACGCUGCUGCUGCGCCGCCGCGCCGCCGCCUACGUGUGCAACCUGCUGCUGCCCUGCGUGCUCAUCUCGCUGCUCGCGCCGCUCGCCUUCCACCUGCCCGCAGACUCGGGCGAGAAGGUGUCGCUGGGCGUCACGGUGCUGCUGGCGCUCACCGUCUUCCAGCUGCUGCUGGCCGAGAGCAUGCCGCCGGCGGAGAGCGUGCCGCUCAUCGGGAAGUACUACAUGGCCACCAUGACCAUGGUCACAUUCUCCACGGCACUCACCAUCCUUAUCAUGAACCUGCAUUACUGUGGUCCCAGUGCCCGACCAGUGCCAGCCUGGGCCCGGACCCUCCUGCUUGGACGCCUGGCACGGGGCUUGUGCGUGCGGGAACGAGGGGAGCCCUGUGGGCAGGCUAGACCACCGGAAUCACCCCCCAGUCCCCGGCCUCCUGACGGAGGGGCUCGCCCUCCAGCAGUUCCUUGCCGUGAGCCCCGGUGUCUGUGCCGUCAGGAAGCCCUGCUGCACCACGUAGCUACCAUUGCUAACGCCUUCCACAGCCACCGGGCUGCGCAGCGUCGCCAUGAGGACUGGAAGCGGCUGGCCCGUGUGAUGGAUCGCUUCUUCCUGGGCAUCUUCUUCUCCAUGGCCCUGGUCAUGAGCCUCCUGGUGCUAGUGCAGGCCCUGUGAAUCCCCGGGGUCUGGUGCACGGCACCUCCAGAGAGGGAUGGAGAAGCCCGGUGGUUGUUGGCUCUCUGACGGGCCACCCGGUCUCUCCCCACUGUGCUUAAGAGCCUGGGACACCCUCUCUUCAGGAUCAGCGAGGCUGACCUCACAAACUACAGGGACCGCUUGUCUGUGUACCCUAAACUCUAAGGGAAAUCCAGAGCUCACCACUCCCCUAAUUCCUCCAGAAGAGGAACUCUAAGAAGGGUCAUGAUCAGAACGCAGUCCUGGAGGGACAGAAUUGAAUUUUGAUGCUGCGUGUUAGAGCUUUUGGUGGCGAGAAUGCAGGUUAUAUGAGAAACAGAACUACCAUGUUUCCUUGUCUUCUCUUCCUUCCUCGGCGGCUCUUGUGUUAGGGACUUGAGCUUGCCCAACAUCCCUCCCUAGGGACUCAGGGAAGGAGAUCCAGGAUUCAUUCUCUAGUUUCCAGAGCAGGAGGCCACACAGGAUUUGGCCCCAAAGCCCCAAUUCAUA
This is a messenger RNA of Nyctereutes procyonoides (raccoon dog), 1884 nucleotides long. RefSeq names its product cholinergic receptor nicotinic alpha 10 subunit (gene CHRNA10). NCBI's taxonomy places the organism in Eukaryota, Metazoa, Chordata, Mammalia, Carnivora, Canidae. Gene Ontology annotation, biological process: monoatomic ion transmembrane transport; chemical synaptic transmission; nervous system process. Gene Ontology annotation, molecular function: transmembrane signaling receptor activity; acetylcholine-gated monoatomic cation-selective channel activity. The transcript has 5 exons. The coding region runs from base 1 to 1374 and encodes 457 amino acids. The record is from RefSeq and is a predicted model, not a curated record. Gene Ontology annotation, cellular component: synapse; neuron projection; postsynaptic membrane.